Molecule: messenger RNA, 1660 nt
Organism: Drosophila nasuta
Lineage: Eukaryota; Metazoa; Arthropoda; Insecta; Diptera; Drosophilidae
Product: NEDD4-binding protein 1
Exons: 6
Coding region: 71-1660 (529 amino acids)
Cellular component (GO): nucleus; cytoplasmic ribonucleoprotein granule
Molecular function (GO): RNA endonuclease activity; mRNA binding
Source: RefSeq, a predicted model, not a curated record
GUUUGCAAAUGAACAGUGUUGUUGUUUCUGUUAUUUCUUGCGGUUCGUGCUAAAAUUGAUAGACGAAGUAAUGGGAAAAAGAAAAAAUAGAUUCAAAAAGAGAGAAAUAAAACGUAAACUUCGACAGCAGAAUAAAAAGCGCAUCAUUUCGCCGCGCAAAUUGAGCAAACCACAUACUCUUGCUACAGCUGCAAACACGUGUCAGUCCACUGGGUUCGCAAAGCCUGCUGCGACUUCAACGCAAGUUUCCGGUGUCAUUUGUUUGGCGCCCAACAUCAAUAACCCUAUAAUAAAUACACAGAAGGAUUCAACGAUGGCGCCGCAUCAACAUCAGUUCAAGAAAUUCAAGGAUAACGUUGUUAUCAAACCAGUAAAGCGCCUAAAUAAUAAUAAAAAGAAAGGUGACACCAGUUACUCACAGAAGUUGGUAAACUCUUUGAAACGCCGCGCAUUAAAUUCAAAGAAUAAUCCACAACGGAAUGGAAUUAAACGUAAGUUGGAUUUUAAGAAUUCAACCGAGCUGUCGAAGCGGCAGUUGCCGAAGCCAAAGUUUUACGUCACCAAAAAGCAGGCUCGAGGUUCCAAGGCGCGUUUGAACAAAACUAUUGAAGAAGGGGAAAUUAUUGAAGAGAUUGAGAGUAGCGAUGACGAUGACUGCAUUCUAAUCACUCCAGUUGUGGAUAAAGUCAUUAUUGAGUGUGAUGAAUCUGCCGAAUCACAACACGUAUCAAAUGCGGACAUUCCCAGCUGCAGUUUUGUUGUCGACAAAACCGGCGACUACCAAAAGCCGUUGCCUUCUAAUAAUGGUUUUAUGUAUCCCACCAAUUCAAUGGAUGCUUCGCUUAUCGCAAUAGAUGAUAGCCUCGAUUCGGUGAGCAGCGAAGAAAGCGAAGAAGAAAUUACCGAUCGCAAAACAAACCUAGUCAAGACUGAGCCAAAUACAUCGGUCAAUGAUAGUGUAAUAUUUGUUAAAGAAACGAUGGCGACUGAGGAUUUUAUACCGUUACCAGCUGAUGAGAAAUCUAGUCCAAGACGUGGCAAGAAACGUAAAAUUAACACAGUUAAUGGUACGCCUAAGGUGAUUAAGCGUAUGAAUGAAAGUUUAUUUACCACGACGGAGCGCAAGAAAUUGGCCGAUUACAAUAGCAACACCUAUAAUCCGGGCACCACAGUCAGCACAGCGGAUUCCAAAAAGCGGCCCAUUAUUAUUGAUGGCAGCAAUGUGGCAUUUGCACAUGGUUGCUCUAAUGUAUUUUCUGCGGAGGGCGUAAAAUAUUGUAUAGAGUAUUUCCUGAAAAUGGGACAUGAUGUAAAGGCCGUCAUUCCACAGUUUCGCCGCAAUCAGCACAAAUCCUCAAAUCCCGCGUUGCUCGAUCAACUCCAUAAGGAUAACAAAAUUGUGUUUACACCUUGCAAAAAUUUACCCAAUCAACAGAGCAUUAGCUACGACGAUCGUUUCAUUUUGCAGUUGGCUUACGAAAAGAACGCAGCGAUUGUUUCAAAUGAUAACUAUCGUGAUCUGAUACAUGAGAAUGCGGCAUUUAAAAAGAUAAUUGAGAAUCGCGUCAUUGGCUAUUCGUGGUGCGAUGAUAUUUUAAUAUUACCAAAAGAUCCGUAUGGAAGAUUUGGACCUCCUUUGGAUGAAAUCUUACGUUGUUAA